AAAGAAUACAUAAACAAAAAGAAAUGGCUUUUAAACGGAAAAUAAAAACAUUAGAGCAACAAGUAAAAGGAACAAUUCUCAUGAAAGAAUUAUUGAUGCAUUCACUACAAACACAAUUUAAACAAUAAGUGGAACAGUAAUAAGUGAUUGAACUUAUUGAGUGUGGAUCUUCCAAAAAUAUUAUCUUUGAUUAACCAACAUCAUUGUGGCCUAAUAAUGUUUUUGUAUAAAUAUAUAUUUUUUGCAAAUUAUUAGUAAAUUAUAUUUAUAGAUAUUUUAAGUUGAUUAGCAUAAGUUACAUCGAUUAUUAAUUUAAUCAAUUAUUUAAUUAUGUAUAUCUCUAUUAUUUUAGCAAAACGUAUUUAAUUUAUCAUUAUUCACUUUUGUAAAUAUAAAUAUGUAUAUAUAAAAAAUAUGAGUAUAUGGAAAUAUAAAUAUGUAUAUUUAGUUAUAUUUUCAUAUUAAGUAUACAGAAUAAAAAUAUAAAACAUUCUUUUACUGACAUUUGUAAUCUAAUUCGUAUAAUUAUCAUUUUUUAUCCACUUAUAUUUAAUUAAUCGUAAUUGUAAAUAAUGCAUUCAAAAAAUAUUAUUUAAUAAAUAUAUCAACAGACUUUAAUUAAUAAAUGUAUCAUUUUGUAAUUACAAAUAAGUAAUUGCUAUUAUAAAUACUAAUAGUAUUAUCUUAGAAUAAGAUCGCAUAUUUGUUUUAAUAGGUUAACAUUUUUUAUUUUUUUUUACAUUUAAUGUAAAUAAAACAUUAUAGAAAAUAUAUCUUACAAAAUUUUUCCGUUAUUUCAAAUAUUUCGAUUAAACAAGUAAACAUUUUUUUCUAAUUUUUAGGUUCUUCUAAAUGUAAUCUCAUCGGUGACGUAAUCAGUAUUUGACGUCUUACAUUUCCACUCCAUCUAAGUGGUUGAAGAUCCCGCCCAUUACUAAAAGACCGAAAGUCGCCAUUUUCUGCUGGCGACUUCCGGUGAUUCGCUUCACUCUCUUUAUAGUCUCUCUAAGAAGAGGCAGAUCCUGCGAGAACUGUUUGGCAUUGGUUAAUUUGGAGAUUUAUAAAGCGUUCUCAGAAAGGAAAAUGAUAGGAGGAUAAAAAAUUAUUAUACCCUAAGUAUGGAUUUCUAUGAAUCAGGCUGUUGGAUAGCGAAUAGAUGCAUCCAAAGGGGGUUACCUCAGGGUUCUGCACUAAGCCCAGUACUAUUCAAUAUUUAUGUCAAGGACAUUCUCUGGCAAAUUCCUCAUAAUUGUAAAACAAUUCAGUUUGCAGACGAUAUAGCAAUACUAUGUACAGAUGGUGAUAUAAAUAGAAUUAAAAAUUCUUUGACAACAGCUUUCUUAAAUGUAGAAAAAUGGCUUAAUUCCCUAGGAUUGGAUGUAUCAAUCUCUAAAACCCAAGCGAUUAUAUUCAACAGGAAAAGGGUAACUCUAAAUGAAGGGGAAUUAAUUUUAGAUACAAGAUCACUUAAACUACAAAAAGUAGCUAUAAGUACCUAGAAAUGACACUGGAUGAGGGUCUGCGAUGGAGGAAUCAUAUUCAAUCACUUAGAGUUAAAACGUUGAAGUACAAUAACAUUUUGAAAUGGUUAGCUGGUUCUUCUUGGGGGAUUAAUCUGCGUCAGAGUUUAAGUUUCGCAAAUGCUACCAUUGGAGCACAGUUGGAGGAGCAUUGGAGAGAUUGGGGAAGCAUGUGGUUCAUUAGUGCUGCCUGUUCCAAUGUAAGGGUUCUAGAUAAAAUAUUAUGUAAUGCCUUUAAGAUAGCCAUCGGUCUUCCCAGGUCGACCCCGAAUAGAGUAGCAUGGAGAUUCAGUAAUCAGAAAUGUCUCAUGAAUAGAAUUAGUCUUAAAACAGAUAAGUAUAUGUGUAAACUAAUUCAAUUGAAAAGUAACGCCAUAAUCAAUAAAAUUAAGAAUUUCCAUACAGUAACACAAACUAAACAAAUAGCUAAAAGAAAUAUACCAUUUAUAGUCAAAAGGUGGCCAGUGAUCAAGUCAUUUGAAAAAUUCUUAGCUAAAUGGGAUUUUCAUCCUAUACAUAUCUGUCCUUUCCAGCCUGAGUUAGAAGAAGUGGAAGUUGAUGUCAGAACAGGUUACUUGUCUUUACAAUGUAAUAAUCCAAAUAAUGCCUUUGUCAAUCUGAUCAAUCUUAACUGUAUAUUUGAAGAUGAGAUAACAAUAUAUACAGAUGGAUCACGUACGGAGUUAAAUGAUGGGAACUUCUUAGUUGGUAGCGGUCUAUUCAUAAAUAAUUAUAAUUUAUUUUUUAAAUAUAAGCUUAACUCAUAUACAAGUAGUUUUUCUGCAGAAUCAAUAGCCACUAAAAAAGCAAUAGAUUUAGCAACUGUAAACGAGUGGAGACACAUUAAUAUUUGUUCGGAUUCCCAGAGUAAUUUAGAUAUCAUUGGGUCGUCUUCUGAAAUUUAUAGAAACACAAUUAAAAAACUCAAUCCCACAAUUGAAGCAAUUAGAGCGAGAAUCAUGCGCUUUAAGGAGGGGGGCUCAAUAAGAUUUACAUGGUGUCCUGCACAUAAAAAUAUUAUUGGAAAUGAGAAUGCAGAUAAUGCGGCUAAAGAGGCCGCUUUAAUAGGUGAAAUAGUAGAUAAUCAAAUUACAUACUCUGAAGUUGUCUCAUCAUUAAAAAAUAGUUACGCACAAAUUAAUUCGAAUUAUACGAACAGUAUUAAUAUCGGAACGGGGAAUUAUUAUAUGAAUGGCUUUGUGAAUAUUAAUGUCAAUACAAUAUCCAAAUUUGGUUUAUCUAGAAAACAACAGUGUAUAUUAAUAAGAAUGAUUACGGGUUACCCAUAUACUAAUUCAGUCAAAAAGAAAUUUGGUUUAAGAGAAUCAAUGGAAUACGAAUGUGGAUUUGAGGUCCAAGACUCUAAUCAUUUAUUUUGGGCAUGUCCUAAUUAUAACGAUUCAAGAAGAAUUCUAUACGGAAAACUUUUAAAAUAUAAGUGCCAGACUCCGUUUUCAAUUGAAUAUGUAAUGUCUGUUAUUAAUAAAAAUAUAGCUAAAGCCAUGGUCAACUUUGUGGAUGCAAGUAAUAUUAAGAUUUGAUAGAGUUAGUUAAUAUUAAUGUUGAGCUGUUGCCAAGGGACUUACCUUGCAGAUGUAACUGAGGAGAGAGGACUCCCAAGCAAAAGGAAAAUCCUUAGAAGAAAAAGUAAAAUAUUCAAGACGUGACUUACCCCAACGGUCAUCGUCUUACAAAAUUGGUAAUUCUGGUACUGUGUCCCCUGUCCCGCUGGGACAGAAAUCCAAAGGGUAAAGAAGAAGAAGAGAAGAAGAACAAUGGGUGAGGUAUAUCCGGUUUGAUCUUUAUGAGCGUCAACUCUGUCUUUAUCGACAUACGCUCUUAGCUUAUAUUUAUAUUUAGGAUCUAUUUCUAUAUUCUCGAUAGAGACUAUUGUUGGUUUAGUAAUUGCUUCACGUAUCAAUUCCUUCUUGCUUUUAGGAUUGUGUUUUUGAGCACUCAAUUUGGAAGGGGUAUUUACCGCUUCAUUGGAGUCUGCCUUUAUAUUACUCAUUUUGAUUGUUUAUAUUGUCACGUCCCGGAGGACGGACCUUCCUACUUCCGGCGUACCUAAGUCGCUGAAAAUAGUGGCGCUCUCUAUGCUUUUGAGGCUACCUGCUGGGCCGGCAAUACCUCGGGAUGUCGAGAGCUAGGAUCGGUAUAGGAGGAUUAGUGCGUAGGCGAAUAGAAUGACUUUUAUGGCAAUUACUCUUGUUUUAUACUGCUACUUUCUUUAUUGUUUACUACCAAAGGGGGAACAAAUUAUAAUAAAAGGGGAAUGAAGAAAAGCGGGGGGGGGGGGGGGUAGGGGUACAUGUGCGAUGCUCAUAUGAUUAUUCCGUGAUAGGGUCGGGGUUUACAAGGGAGCCUAUUAGGUCGUCGAAGUCAUUUGGCGUUAGGGGUGAAAGGGCUUCAAGGGGGGAGUAAUCGAUGAAGGGAAGGUCGUCUGUUGAGGUGCUGGCGUCUGAGGUUUGGGGGGCUGAGGGUUGGUGGCCUGGCGUUCAUUCACCUCCACGGGGGUUAACCCAAAGCAGGCUCUCGUACUUGAGUUUAACGCUAUUUGAAUCUGAGCGGCUUGGUGAGUUAGAUUAAAUAAGUGGGGAACAUCUAAAUCGAUGGAACGGAUUAGGCGUAGAAUGCGCGAGCGCGCCCCCACAUAUUGCUCGUAGCGGCGGAAAAAGCGCCUUCUCCGCGUGUAGUCUGCUGGUGGCGUCAUCUACAUAAAUGAAGAAAUGAGGAACUUCGUGAAUGGACUUGGAUUUGAAUAAGGAUAGUCGAAACCUUACCCUGUCUUGACUAAAGUUAGGAUGAUAGAUGAGCUUGCUGUC
This is a messenger RNA of Monomorium pharaonis (pharaoh ant), 4345 nucleotides long. RefSeq lists its product as uncharacterized. Gene Ontology annotation, molecular function: nucleic acid binding; RNA-DNA hybrid ribonuclease activity. Bases 1502 to 3061 code for a protein of 519 amino acids. The record is from RefSeq and is a predicted model, not a curated record. The transcript has 2 exons. NCBI's taxonomy places the organism in Eukaryota, Metazoa, Arthropoda, Insecta, Hymenoptera, Formicidae.